Manis javanica (Malayan pangolin) is the source of this 3905-nucleotide messenger RNA. It is a transcript of the gene MED25, whose product is annotated as mediator complex subunit 25. Gene Ontology annotation, cellular component: transcription regulator complex; mediator complex. The record is from RefSeq and is a predicted model, not a curated record. NCBI's taxonomy places the organism in Eukaryota, Metazoa, Chordata, Mammalia, Pholidota, Manidae. Gene Ontology annotation, biological process: positive regulation of transcription by RNA polymerase II.
GCGCGCAGCGCAGGCGCCCUUCCGCUGCUCCCGCGGUGGCUCGCGCGGCGGUGGCAGCUGCUACGCGGGGCAUGGUCCCCGGGUCGGAGGGCCCGGCCCGCGCCGGGGGUCUCGUGGCUGACGUGGUGUUUGUGAUCGAGGGCACGGCCAACCUGGGGCCCUACUUCGAGGGGCUCCGCAAGCACUACCUGCUCCCGGCCAUCGAGUAUUUUAAUGGUGGUCCUCCGGCCGAGACAGACUUCGGGGGAGACUAUGGGGGGACCCAGUACAGCCUCGUGGUGUUCAACACGGUGGACUGCGCUCCUGAGUCCUACGUACAAUGUCACGCCCCCACCAGCAGCGCCUAUGAGUUUGUCACCUGGCUCGAUGGCAUUAAGUUCAUGGGUGGCGGUGGCGAGAGCUGCAGCCUCAUUGCCGAAGGCCUCAGCACAGCCCUGCAGCUCUUUGAUGACUUCAAGAAGAUGCGGGAGCAGAUCAGUGGCCAGACGCACCGAGUCUGCCUCCUUAUCUGUAACUCGCCCCCGUACCUGCUGCCCGCUGUCGAGAGCACCACAUACUCCGGCUGCACGACCGAGAGCCUUGUGCAGAAGAUCGGGGAGCGUGGCAUCCACUUCUCCAUUGUGUCCCCCCGGAAACUGCCUGCCCUCAGGCUUCUGUUCGAGAAGGCGGCUCCCCCGGCUCUGCUGGAGCCGCUGCAGCCGCCGACAGACGUUAGCCAGGACCCCCGGCACAUGGUGCUGGUGCGGGGGCUUGUGCUGCCGGUUGGGGGUGGCUCAGCCCCAGGCACCCUCCAGCCAAAGCAGCCCGUACCCCUGCCUCCAGCUCCACCCUCGGGUGCCACACUCUCUGCAGCCCCCCAGCAGCCUCUGCCCCCUGUCCCCCAGCAGUACCAGGUUCCUGGGUUGAGUGCAGCCCAGGUGGCCGCCCAGAAUGCUGUGGAGGCUGCCAAGAACCAGAAGGCCGGGCUGGGCCCGCGCUUCUCGCCCAUCAACCCUCUCCAGCAAGCUGCUCCAGGAGUGGGUCCCCCCUUCAGCCAGGCACCAGCACCCCCACUGCCUCCAGGGCCCCCUGGCGCUCCCAAGCCACCCCCUGCUUCCCAGCCCAGCCUGGUCUCCACGGUGGCCUCUGGCCCGGGCCUGGCACCCCCUGCGCAGCCCGGCGCACCAUCCAUGGCGGGCACGGUGGCCCCAGGCGGCGUGAGUGGCCCUUCCACAGCCCAGCUAGGGGCCCCGGCCCUCGGUGGGCAGCAGUCUGUCUCCAACAAACUCCUGGCCUGGAGCGGGGUCCUCGAGUGGCAGGAGAAGCCCAAACCCGCCUCCGUGGAUGCCAACACCAAGCUGACGCGGUCGCUGCCCUGCCAGGUCUACGUGAAUCACGGCGAAAACCUGAAGACGGAGCAGUGGCCCCAGAAGCUGAUCAUGCAGCUCAUCCCGCAGCAGCUGCUGACCACUCUGGGCCCUUUGUUCCGGAACUCAAGGAUGGUCCAGUUCCAUUUCACCAACAAGGACCUGGAGUCCCUCAAGGGCCUCUACCGCAUCAUGGGCAACGGCUUCGCGGGCUGCGUGCACUUCCCCCACACGGCGCCCUGCGAGGUGCGCGUGCUCAUGCUCCUCUACUCGUCCAAGAAGAAGAUCUUCAUGGGCCUCAUCCCCUACGACCAGAGCGGCUUCGUCAAUGGCAUCCGGCAGGUCAUCACCAACCACAAGCAAGUCCAGCAGCAGAAGCUGGAGCAGCAGCGCGGGAUGGGGACACAGCAGGCGCCUCCUGGGCUGGGCCCCAUUCUGGAGGACCAGGCAAGACCCUCGCAGAAUCUGCUCCAGCUCCGCCCGCCACAGCCACAGCCGCAGGGCACUGUGGGGGCCUCUGCGGCCACGGGGCAGCCCCAGCCCCAAGGUGCUGCCCAGGCCCCUCCAGGGGCUCCCCAAGGCCCUCCUGGAGUGGCCCCCGGCCCCCCACCUCCUGGACCCAUCCUUCGGCCCCAGAACCCUGGGGCCAACCCUCAACUGCGGAGCCUCCUCCUCAACCCACCACCGCCCCAGACUGGGGUGCCCCCACCCCAGGCCUCCCUCCACCACCUCCAGCCACCAGGGGCUCCUGCACUGCUGCCCCCACCGCACCAGGGCCUGGGGCAGCCCCCGCUGGGGCCCCCCCUCCUGCACCCACCGCCUGCCCAGUCCUGGCCCGCGCAGCUUCCCCCGAGGGCUCCACUGCCAGCGGCAAAACGAAAGAGAGAACAAGAGGGCUGCGUGUUUCGAGAAAAAUGGGAGCGAGCCUAUUUCUUUGUGGAAGUGAAGAACAUGCCUAUGUGUUUAAUAUGCAAAAAAAUCGUAUCUGUGUUGAAAGAAUACAACCUGAAACGUCAUUAUAAAUCAAAGCACGGUAAGAGCUUCGACCAGUACACAGAACAGACGCGAGAUGCGAUACUUGAUGAACUGAAAAAGGGCCUCAAGUGUCAGUAGGCCUCGCGUGGGAAAGGAGAUGACAGGAGUGGUAUGUCUGUGACAUGCAGUUCUGGAGUAAAGGGAGAGGAAUUCACCAGGCAUUAAAAUCUGCUACAGACAACACGUUUAUAAAGGAGCAGAAUGACAUGUCCUGAGCAGAAACACACAUCUGUUUAGACCCUUGCUGAAGUCUAACAGAUAUUUGCAUAUUACACAGUGAGUUGAAGAUACGUGAGAAGAUUUACAAAUCCAGUUGCUUGAAAGAGUCAAGUUGAUUGUGGCCUUUUCUGUCACUGCUCAUGAACGAUUACCACCCAGUUAGCUUUAUUUAUUUGUGGUGAGAAUUUCGAUGUGACUGAAGAAGUCUGUGACACGGGUCCCAGGUAGGCCCAACACUGGGAAAUGACUUCCGGUCAGAAUUCCUCACCACAGCUACGGUUGUGGCGAUGUCAUGAUCUGAGCGCAGGGGAACUCGUCAGGAAGCCUUGACCCAAGGUGGUGACAUCUGGCAAGGACACAGAAGUUAGGUCAUUGCAUCAAUCACCAGGAGCUGAACUGUUAAGUAGAUGAAAAUGAAACACACCACGGAUGUCCUUGACAUGCUCCUGUACUUUAACCACGGGCUGGUCGAUGGUGAACUUGACCCGAUGUGUUUUACAGAAGCUCUGUGACCUGCUGUUACAUGAUGCCAUGGAAGAAAUCAGCUGCUGAAACUGGUUCAUUCCGUUGAGGUGGAAGUCACAGCCUGGCUCCCCUGAGAAGGUCGGUCAAAGCCUUUUGGUCGAGCUUACGACCCUUCUGAACACUAUUUCUCUGCAAGGAGGUUCACAAACAGCUACUUGAAUGUAUCAUCGUGUGUGCCCAGUCCUGCCAAGAUGGGGAUGCCAUGGGCAAGGAAUAUUCUGACUCCAUUUCCUUUGCUGCAAUUGGUUUCCAGAAACAAAAGACAUGGCCAGGACUAGAUUCACCCAAAUUGUAGGGUUGCAGACCAAAUUACCCCAAAGGCUCUCUGCCUCCAGACUUUAAUGGAAGUGAAGUAAGUAACCCUGUGCGGUUUGCUGUGGCUGGUCAGUGCAGAUCGCCAACAGUAGUUACUGAAGCGCUGUGCGACGGGGUGCUGGCUGCUAAGUGAUCAGCCCUACAGCUUUCUCCAGCGGUUGUCCCAAAUCUCUGUGCUUGGUAGUGCCCACGCUCGUCAGCAGCUGUUUUCCAUUUACAACUGAGUCAAAUGAAAUAAUGCUCCCAGUUUAAGGAUUCAAGGUUGAAUUCUAAAUCGUUCGUCGCAUUGUGACAGCCACAGCCUGACAUCAGCAUCUCCGUGCGGGAGGGAUGAGGUCAGCCUUCCGGCCUCAAAGCAAAGGAGCAAAAGCAUAAUGAAAGAGAAAAUUUUAAUUAUUAAAUAUUUCUAUUUUUCAAUUUGUAUUUUUUCAAUUUUGAAUUUGAAAUAUAAACUCCAGUAUCAUA